Messenger RNA from Oldenlandia corymbosa var. corymbosa, 861 nucleotides. The record is from the annotation of a GenBank genome assembly. NCBI's taxonomy places the organism in Eukaryota, Viridiplantae, Streptophyta, Magnoliopsida, Gentianales, Rubiaceae.
AUGGAAGAUUUGUGGAGGGAAGUGUUCUCUGUAGGCACUGAAUGGGAAGCCAUGGAAGGAGUCUACGAUAAAAAGACUUGGGAUUUCUCCAAUCUGGAGAAAGCUUUCGAAGAAGGCGGAGAAUUGUACCAAAAAGAAAAAAACGUUUAUCUCUUCGGCUGCACUGAGACGUUAGGCAUCGCCGAUGCUUCUCUGGUUCCGAUCAUCGUCGCCGUCGUCCGCCGUUCCCCGCCUUCCACCGACAUCGGAAUUGCAUCCGUCCAGAGGAAACAAGACGUGAUGCCAAUGCGCAAAUUGAAGAUGGAUUGGGUUCCAUAUAUUCCGGCGCAGGACAAAGGGCGGAGGAUCGAAGCUGUGAAAUCCAGGAUUUUUGUUUUGAAGUGUAAGCAGAGGAAAGUCGGUUUGAAGCACCUGAAUUUCGACCGUCUUUCGUUGUACAAUUAUUGCAUGCCUUAUUACAACAACCCUUUGAAAGAAGACGAAUUCGAAAACAGCACCGACGUGAAUGGCAUCUUUGAGAGAUCGCCGCCUUUGCCCCCAUUACCAUUCUCGUUCGAUUGGGAGAUGGAUGAUUUGGAGGAGUUCACCUCGGAUUUGAUUCAGAAUGAAGCUUUGGGUGGUGAUGAGAAAGAUAAAUUUAUCGCCUUUGUGAAUGAGAAGGUUGCAGAGGCAAAGAAAAAGCAAGCUGAUGCCAAGAAAGAAAAGGGUGAAAAACUGGAAGAGAUGAGUGAGGAAGAGAAGGAUGAUUAUCGGAAUAUGAAGCUUUAUAAGUUCUAUCCUGUGAUGCCUUCAGAUGGUCCUCAGUUACUGAAGUGCAGAGGUAUCAACAGGUACUAUGAUAAGGCUGACCAAGUUUUGUGA